AUGGCACUGGACGUCCAGGAACUUCAGUUCACCGAAAGCUUGAGGGAUGAGCGCAACGCGGCAGCUCGGAGCACGCUUUUCAUGCCCAAAUUAUCACACCACCAAGCAUGCCGUCUCGGUUACAUUGGCUUCACCCGGGCUGAGCAUCGUCGCAGACACCAACAGCUGCGGUCUCCCUCCUAA
Aspergillus luchuensis is the source of this 183-nucleotide messenger RNA. RefSeq lists its product as uncharacterized. The coding region runs from base 1 to 183 and encodes 60 amino acids. The record is from RefSeq and is a predicted model, not a curated record. NCBI's taxonomy places the organism in Eukaryota, Fungi, Ascomycota, Eurotiomycetes, Eurotiales, Aspergillaceae. The transcript has a single exon.